UUCGUUGGCCCAGUUUGUUGUCGUGUUGUCGCCGCGACAGGUCGUCGUUUAUUUUGCGUCGUCUUCCUCGGAAUCGUUGUCUAAAAUUGUAUUUCCCCCAGUGUCGCAUCUAUAAGAUAUAUAUCUAUAUAGAUUUAGUAAAUAUUUUGUUGUUGUUAUUUAUAGUUUCAACUCGGUUGGCGUGGACUCGGUUGUAUUUAUAAUUAUUUUGAUUUUUUUUUGAUUGUUUAGUGGCUGUUUAUUUUGUUUUUUUGAUUAAAAAAUGGCAGCUAAAGAUCGUCUGCCCAUAUUUCCCUCACGGGGAGCUCAGACAUUGAUGAAAUCCCGUCUGGCUGGUGCCACAAAGGGACAUGGCCUCCUCAAGAAAAAGGCCGAUGCUCUACAAAUGCGUUUUCGUUUAAUUUUGGGCAAAAUAAUUGAAACCAAAACCCUGAUGGGUCAGGUCAUGAAGGAGGCUGCCUUCUCCCUUGCCGAGGUCAAGUUCACCACCGGCGACAUCAAUCAGAUUGUCCUGCAGAAUGUGACCAAAGCCCAGAUUAAGAUAAGGACCAAAAAGGAUAACGUGGCUGGGGUUACGUUGCCGGUCUUCGAACCCUAUACAGAUGGUGUGGACACCUACGAGCUGGCCGGCCUGGCCCGUGGCGGUCAGCAACUGGCCAAGUUGAAAAAGAACUACCAGAGUGCCGUGAGGCUUCUGGUCGAGCUGGCCUCGCUCCAGACCUCCUUUGUGACCCUGGACGACGUGAUCAAGGUCACCAAUCGGAGAGUCAAUGCCAUAGAGCAUGUCAUCAUACCAAGGAUAAAUCGGACCAUUGAAUACAUCAUCAGUGAGCUGGAUGAACUGGAACGGGAGGAGUUCUACAGGCUGAAGAAGAUCCAGGACAAGAAACGAGAGGCCCGGAAGCUCGCCGACAAGAAACGCGAGGAACAAAGACGUCUGGGACAGAUCACGGAAACCAAGGAAGUGCAGAACAUCCUGGACGAGGACGGUGAUGAGGAUCUGCUCUUUUAGACAUACCCAUAAACCAAUACAUUAUCCAACACUGCUACCUCUGACCUUUGACCUUUGUAUUACACCCCACUACUCUUCCAUCCACUGUCGUUGUUGUAUUUGUCGUUUCGGUUUCAAUUUGUGAUCCGGAUGUUGGAAAUAGAAUCCAUAACCUUUA
Molecule: messenger RNA, 1169 nt
Organism: Drosophila ananassae
Lineage: Eukaryota; Metazoa; Arthropoda; Insecta; Diptera; Drosophilidae
Gene: Vha36-3
Product: probable V-type proton ATPase subunit D 2
Exons: 4
Coding region: 263-1012 (249 amino acids)
Cellular component (GO): proton-transporting V-type ATPase complex
Molecular function (GO): proton-transporting ATPase activity, rotational mechanism
Source: RefSeq, a predicted model, not a curated record